CGUGGCAGGGGCAGCCACUAAGUAGGGUUUCUAUGCCCUUGGCCUUCCUUGUUAUUCUCUUUACUACUGCUAAGCUUCAUUCUCUCUGCAAAAACAAACCCAAGCAACCGUUUCAAAUGGAGUCAAAUGGAGAUGACGCUGCACGAAUCCUCGCCGAAAUUCAAACUUUGAAGGCUUCAAAGACCGACUUAGAUAAUCGAAUUGCGGCUCUCGAAGCUCAGCUUCGUCUCUUCAAUCUCCGUCACGACACCAUUUCCUCUAACGGUUCUUGUCCUUCAAUUUCCAACCCUGAUACUGGUUUCGGCCACGGUUUAUCUCCUGAUACGAUUUACCGUUACAGUCGUCAUCUCUUGCUCCCUUCUUUUGGAGUUCAAGGGCAGUCGAAUCUCUUGAAGUCUUCUAUUUUAGUUGUUGGAGCUGGUGGGUUGGGCUCGCCUGCUCUGUUAUAUCUGGCGGCUUGUGGUGUUGGCCGAUUGGGUAUUGUUGACCAUGAUGUCGUUGAGUUAAAUAAUAUGCACAGGCAGGUUAUACAUACUGAAGCAUUUAUUGGUCAGCCAAAAGUAAAAUCCGCUGCUGCUGCCUGUCGUUCGAUCAACUCCUCCAUUCUGGUUGUGGAACACCAAGAAGCUCUACGUACGUACAAUGCCUUAGAAAUUUUUAGCCAAUACGACAUAAUUGUAGAUGCAACAGAUAAUGCUCCAAGCCGUUACAUGAUCAGUGAUUGUUGUGUGCUGUUGAGGAAGUUCCUACUCAUGUACAUGCAGCCUCUUGUAUCAGGUGCUGCAUUGGGGUUGGAAGGGCAGCUCACUGUCUACAAUUACAAAGGAGGUCCAUGCUAUCGAUGCCUUUUUCCAACCCCACCUCCUACAACGGCAUGCCAAAGAUGUGCUGACAGUGGAGUUCUUGGAGUUGUGCCUGGUAUCAUUGGUUGUCUCCAAGCACUUGAGGCCAUUAAAAUUGCAAGUGCUGUAGGUGAACCACUGUCAGGACGGAUGCUUCUAUUUGAUGCAUUGUCAGCACGAAUUCGUAUUGUCAAAAUUAGAGGCAGGUCAUUACAAUGUGAAGUUUGUGGAGAAAAUUUAGUGUUCACCCAAAAGCAAUUUAAAGAUUUUGAUUAUGAGAACUUCACACAGUCUCCUUUGGCAACGGCUCCAUUGAAAUUGAACCUGCUUCCAGCAGAUUCCAGAAUAAACAGUAGAGAGUUCAAGGAGAAACUUGUUAAAGGGGAAGCACAUGUGUUGGUAGAUGUACGCCCUGCCCACCACUUUAAGAUUGUUUCUCUUCCCAAUGCCUUGAACAUCCCGCUAUCAAGUUUGGAGGCUAGGUUGCCUGAAAUCUCAUCAGCUUUGAAGGGAGAGGGAGAGCGCAGGGGUAUUGAAACAGAGUCGGGUGUGAGCCUAUAUGUUGUCUGUAGAAGAGGUAAUGAUUCACAGAGGGCUGUUCAAUUAUUACACGAGAAGGGCUUUAGUUCAGCCAGGGAUAUCAUUGGGGGCUUGGAGGCCUGGGCCAAUGACGUAGAUCCAAAUUUCCCAACAUAUUAGAAGUUGAAAAUUUUCAAGUAGCUUUACAGAAGGAGAUCCAUUUUAUUAUUGUGCCAGUUUUGUUCCAGUUAUGAUAUAAGAAAAGGAGAUCUGUUGAAGCAUUCAUCUCUGUUUUCACAAUGUAUUACAUAAUUAGAUGGCAUAACCAUUAAGGUACAUAAUGUAUAGAUAUUUGAUAAUGACAAUAGCCUGCUUGUGGGUACUAA
This is a messenger RNA of Hevea brasiliensis (rubber tree), 1747 nucleotides long. RefSeq names its product adenylyltransferase and sulfurtransferase MOCS3. Gene Ontology annotation, cellular component: cytoplasm; cytosol. Bases 33 to 1541 code for a protein of 502 amino acids. The transcript is spliced from 11 exons. NCBI's taxonomy places the organism in Eukaryota, Viridiplantae, Streptophyta, Magnoliopsida, Malpighiales, Euphorbiaceae. Gene Ontology annotation, molecular function: adenylyltransferase activity; URM1 activating enzyme activity; thiosulfate-cyanide sulfurtransferase activity. The record is from RefSeq and is a predicted model, not a curated record. Gene Ontology annotation, biological process: tRNA wobble position uridine thiolation.